GGCUUUGGGGCUGGGACUGCCUGGCUCACAGGCCAGUGAAAGCAGCUCGGUGAGGAGGCGGGGUUCUGGCGAGUUCCCCUUCCACCUUCCCCACCCUUCUUUUCCAACCUUUGUUCAGCAGCUAGCUCGAUUUCAACCGCUAUUGCAGCUGCUCCAGCACCGUUUUCAGGACCCAAAUAAUCGCGGCCGCUGUUCCCAGGAUGGUGAUCCGUGUUUACAUUGCAUCUUCUUCUGGUUCUACGGCGAUUAAGAAGAAACAGCAAGAUGUGCUUGGUUUCUUGGAAGCCAACAAAAUAGGAUUUGAAGAAAAAGAUAUUGCAGCCAAUGAAGAGAAUCGGAAGUGGAUGAGAGAAAAUGUACCUGAAAACAGUCGACCAGCCACAGGGUAUCCCCUGCCACCUCAAAUUUUCAAUGAAAGCCAGUACCGUGGGGACUAUGAUGAUUUCUUUGAAGCCAGAGAAAAUAAUGCAGUGUAUGCCUUUUUAGGCUUGACAGCACCUCCUGGUUCAAAGGAAGCAGAAGCCCAGGCAAAGCAGCAAGCAUGAACCUUAAGCAUUCUGUCUUAACCAUCCUCAAACAGGAGAGUCUGUUGCUUUUAUAAAAUAGCAAAAUUAUCUUGGCUUCAAAAGAUUUAGGCUUAAUAAUGAAAUAAUAGAUCAGUUAACAUUUUUCCAUGCAAAAGGUCAAAAUGGAUACAUGAUUAAAAUGUAAAUCAUAUCAGGAGAAUGGGAGGUGAACAUAAAAUUUUAAGAUGUCCCAGAAUAGUGCUGCCAAAACAUUUUACAUACUUCAUUGAUUUCAAAAAGCAAACACUCAUCCCCUUUUUGGUACUAUUGCAGCUUAAGUAUAUUUGUGGCUCAACUUGUUAAAUAUUAAGGAAUUUUAAAAUGAGAGAUCAAGAGAGGCUCUGUCUCUUGUUCCCAAAUAACCUCAUUGAUUUUAGUGAACAUGAAUAUGUACAUUUUUAAUGUUAUAUUAAUGUGAUUAAAAAUAGUUUCAGGUAAUGUUUAUGAUGUGUCAAGCAUUGUAAUUUCUUAUGGUGAUUAUAACAUUCCCAUUCUUUUGUAGAUGGAGCUUCUGUGUACUGAACCACAGGUUUUGCAGGCUUCUAAAUGUAAGCUUUUCCUUAACUACAUAGCAAUGAUGAAAUCAUGUUUCUAAGUUGCUUGCCCCAGUGAAAUAUGCAUAUAUGUGUCAUGGAAGUGGAUGGCAAGUGAGUUUAAAAUGGCAUCCUCUUGCAAAGAGCGCUACAUAAGCUAUUCUAAAAUAGGCUGGCUCUCGUUGCUCAAGAUUGGCUUGACUUGUAGACGUCUAAAGAUGAACUGAAAAAUCUUAGUGGUCCACCCCCUACCUUAAAGCACUUGGAUCCAGGAAUUUCAAUAUCUCCCAGAUACCUGUCGUUUUUUUUUUUCAGGUUGGGCAUAUGUCAUGUGUAUCCAUUUAUCUAAGCAGUGUUCAUCUUUUCUAUGCAUCUAUUCCAGCAAAUAUGAAGUACAAUUACAAGAAACAUUAUGACCUAAAUAACUUAUACAGAAGAUAUACAUAUUGUCCUUUAAUUCCACACUACCUUAUUACUAAAAGCAAAUACCUUUAAAUUAUUUUAUUUUAUCAAUUGAUGUAUACAGGUCUAUGCUCUGCCAAAAUCAACAUAUAAUGGAUACAUGGCUUUGUCUACUGCGAUUCAAACAUGAUGCAAUGCUUUCAAAUAAACUCAGUACUUUUUGAAAUAUAA
Messenger RNA from Choloepus didactylus (southern two-toed sloth), 1732 nucleotides. RefSeq names its product SH3 domain-binding glutamic acid-rich-like protein. The record is from RefSeq and is a predicted model, not a curated record. The coding region runs from base 201 to 545 and encodes 114 amino acids. Lineage: Eukaryota; Metazoa; Chordata; Mammalia; Pilosa; Megalonychidae. The transcript is spliced from 4 exons. Gene Ontology annotation, cellular component: cytoplasm.